This is a messenger RNA of Amblyraja radiata (thorny skate), 4946 nucleotides long. It is a transcript of the gene hdgfl2, whose product is annotated as HDGF like 2. The transcript is spliced from 17 exons. The coding region runs from base 171 to 2222 and encodes 683 amino acids. The record is from RefSeq and is a predicted model, not a curated record. NCBI's taxonomy places the organism in Eukaryota, Metazoa, Chordata, Chondrichthyes, Rajiformes, Rajidae. Gene Ontology annotation, molecular function: histone H3K27me3 reader activity; histone H3K9me2/3 reader activity.
CCGGAGCGCCCACGGCCCCGGCCCACCACCGGAGCGCCCAUAGCGCCGGCCCACCACCCACCGCCGGAGCGCCCACGGCCAACGACAGUCUGCGGUCGCUCGGCGCCCCGCUCCGCUCACACACCGUCCUUUUACAGCAAUUGCCUGAAGAAAGCCACAUCGAACAGAAAAUGCCUCACAAUUUCAAAGCAGGAGAUCUGGUUUUUGCUAAAAUGAAGGGAUAUCCUCACUGGCCGGCCCGGAUUGAUGAUGUUGCUGAGGGAGCAGUGAAACCACCAUCAAAUAAAUACCCAAUUUUCUUCUAUGGUACUCACGAAACGGCAUUUUUGGGGCCAAAAGAUAUUUUCCUUUUUGAAAAAUACAAAGACAAAUAUGGAAAACCAAACAAGAGAAAAGGAUUUAACGAAGGAUUAUGGGAAAUACAAAACAACCCUAACGUCAGCUUUAGUGCGCCAUUGCCAUCAAGCUCAUCUGACAGUGAAGUUCCAGAAAAUGAAGUAGUCCCUGGAAGUGGUGCAGAAGAGGACAAACAAGUGAGUGAUGAAGAAUCUGACAAGGACAGCAUUGAACAAAGUAGCAUCAAGCAGAAGCCGCAACUUCCAAAGCAACCGGCUCCAAAGCGUGCUCGUAAAUCGAGUGAUGAGGAUGAGGUGGUGGAAGAUGAAAGUGGCUCCAAUUCGCUUGAGGAGAAUUCUGAAGCAAGUUCGUCAGAGUCUGAGAAAAACAGUGACCAAGAAUUCACACCAGAAAAGAAAGUAAUUUCCAGAACACCUCGAAGAGGACCUGCAACUGGGAGGAAGAAAAAGGUUGUACAAGAGAAAUCUGGUAAAUUCAGUGCGAUUGAGGAUUGGAAGGCCGUGGGGCUGAAGAAGUAUGAUUCUGAAGAGGAACAGGAAAAUAAUGAGGAUGAAGAAGAAAAAGAAGAAAAAGAAGAAGAAGAAGAAGAAGAAGAAGAAGAAGAAGAGAAGAAGCACAUAGAAGUGAAGGAAGAUGAUGAUGAUGAAGACUACAAGAGGGAAUCUGAUUCUGAAGACUCCAUAAAGAAACCUGUCAGAGGCAGAAAACCAGCUCAAAAGAAAACUCCUAAACCACGAGGCAGGAAGCCAAAAAUUGAGAGGUUACCGUCUGUUUCUAGCAGCCUCAGCAGUGACAGCGAUGCUGGAGAUAAAAUCAGCGACUGGAAAAAACGAGAUGAAGAACGAAAGAAAGAGAUAGAAGAAAGGAGAAAGAAACAACAGGAGGAAGAGCUGAGGAAAUUAAGAGAGAAGGAAAGGGAGGAGGAAGAAGAAGACAAGAGGAAACGGAAAGAAGAAAAAGAAAGAGAAGAUGGUCAGGAUAAAUUAAUUGAUGAAGUAGAUAAAGAACCAGCAAAGAAGGUCAAGAAAGUUCGAUCUAAGUCAAAAUAUUCUUCCGAUUCGGACUCUGCAGUGGAAAAGGAGGUGAAAAAAAAGCCAAAGAAACCACUUCCUGAACCCACAAACAAAUCAAAAAAAGAGAGAGAACAAAAAGAAAGAAAACGUAAGCUGGAGGAUCGACACAAAGAUAGGACAGCCAAAGGAGAAAAGGAAAAGAAGAAAGAAGAAAAGCUACAAGUUAAAAAAAUAGAAAAGAAAAAAGAAAUGACAGCGGAACAGAAACUUCAGAAAAUACACACUGACAUUAAACAUGCUCUGAAGGUUGACAAUCCUGAUGUAAAGAAAUGUGUGGAGGCACUUGAAGAACUACGAACAUUGCAAGUCACAACACAACUCUUGCAGAAACAUAGUGAUCUGGUUGCAACACUAAAAAAAAUACGCCGCUACAAAGCUAGUCAGGAAGUAAUGACAAAGGCAGGUGAGAUCUACAAACAUUUAAAGUCCAUGUUUAUGGGAGGAGAUGAUUCUGCCAACAAUACAUUGAAGAAGAAUCCCUCUGACCCAGAGCAGGAGAAAGAUAAAGCCAAAGAAGAGGAGAAGGAAUCUGAAGAUAAAACAGUAAAGAAGCUAGACUCGGAUUUAUCUAAUGCAGUGAAUGGAGAGAGAGUGUCUCUGAAGAAUGAAAUCCUCCCAGAGAAUGAAGAACAAGAUCGACCACAGACAGAGGAAGAGAAGGACACUGAAGAAGCGUUGACGGGCAAUCAAAACAGUACUCCAGAUCUACUGAAAGUGCUUCAUUCAGAUGGCCAGCACACGACUGGCACAGAGCCUGUCUCUAUGGAGAUGCCGUCACCUAUCAAGAGUUGAAGCUAUGAAUCCAAAUCAACUGUGGGACAUGUUUCAAGAUCUGGGUUAUUUUCAAAUAAGAACAUUUGUCACUUGAAUUAUCCUAGAACCUAGUAAAGACUGUUUGGUUUUGUUGUCUGCCCACACAAAGAAGCUAAAAGAGGUUACUUGUUACACAGAGCUGUUUUUCUUCAUUUUGUUGAAAAGAGAAAACAAAAUAUUGUUUGGUACAAUAGAGAUCUCUUUUUCAUAACCUUGAGUGGAGGAAGUGGAUGUGAUGCAAAUGCAAAGAUGGCUGCUUUUGAUGGGAGGAGUGGUACUGCCAGGAAAUUCCAUGGAUGUUCUGAUCAGCAGACAUCCUGGAUAAAUAUGUAAACAGGGUUCCAGCUGAAGAUAUGGCAGCCAAUAAGGCAAACCCCAAGGCAAUCAUGAUGCAUGCUUUACCUAAUUCUAGAACAUAUUUGUUGCUGACUUCACUUGAAAUUAUUUGUUUAAACGUUUUGUCGAUUGAAGUAUGUUCUUCAUGACGACUUGGCACACAAUUAGUCAAAGUCUGGUUUUUUUUUAAACUCUUACAUCUACAAUUUCCCCCAAGAUGAUCCAUUUCUCAGUCCAUACCUAACUUUUUUUUAAACAAAAACAAUGAUGUAACCAUUUCAGUUUUAUGUAAUUUGUAAAAUACAACUUUGUAACCAGUUAUUAAAGUUUGACCUUGUGGGAGUUUGUACGUGAAUUUAACACUGAUAUAGUGAACUUUAUUUUAAACUGCUCUGUAUGGAGAAUAGGGUGGAAGAGAGCACCAAUGCAGGGGAGACCCACAUAUGGGCAUUGAUCCUCUGAAUUUGUUUUUCGCCUUUUACAAACCACAAACAUGCCAUUCUAUUUGCUCUCUUCCUUCAUUCUUACUGUAAUAAAAUGAAGUUUUGACAACUCCUAUACUUUCAGAAGACCUCACAACUGUGGAACAAAUUAUUCAUUUGUCUUCCUUUUUUCUCUAGCCUGGAAGGCCAGUAGGUUAAGUUCUGGAUUCAUCUAACCUAUUCUGUUUCUUGAUUAACCUCAUCUUCACUUUUUAUUGUCACAACUGUGGUGAUGUGCAUUGUAAAACAUCGCCUGCCUUUGUUUAUCGAUUUAAAGAAAACAAAACAAAUCCUGUUGUAAAAGACCACCAAGGACAAAUGGCCUUUAGCAGGCUAAUUCAGAACGUUUUAAAAUGCAAACUUUUAUAUAUAAAAAAAUAAUGUGUGGUGUUUUCUUUGCGUUUGUUUCUAAUCAAAGUUUAAUGAGUGUGACAAAAAUCUAACUACCAUUAAAAUUGUUUCUCAUAGGCUGUAGACUACUGAACAAUUCUGUUCAUGACUUUAGCUGACAAAAGCAGUGUUUAAAUGUGUAUUAAGGAAGGAAAUCCAACUUCAAAUAUGGUGGAAUUAUUAAAUAAUCACCAUCUCUGCCUAAAAGAUUAGAACACUGAACCUAGAUCUAACAAUUCCAUGUACUAAUGUAAGAGUGCUAUUGUGGAAUGUAGAUAAAAAUGCUGCAGAAACUCAGCGGGUGAGUGAGGGAGGCAGCAUCUAUGGAGCGAAGGAAUAGGCUAUUGUGUAGGUAGUUCUGGCAGUUUAUUUCAUAAAACACUCAUAGUACUGUGCUACUAUUUUGUGGACAAUUUCCCUCGUGGCAAAAGUAAAAACAAAAUAAUAGCUGGACAAAAGUGACGUGCAAAGUCGUGCUACGAUUGAAGAUUUGGCAAGGCAGUGUCAAAAAAAACUGAAAUAUUUAUUUUCAAUAAAUAACAAUAUAAGAAUAUCCAUUAUAAUUGUAAUUUGCAGCUGUUGCUAUUCCUGCAAGCUUCACCUUCUCUAAGUUCCAAGUGCACCAGUCUGUUCUCCCCCCAAUUGCAUCCCAUGACAUACACCCAUCCACACCAUUCAGGCUCCAUCGUUCUUCAUUUGGCAUGUUCAAAUGUUACACUCCUAUUCUCAUUCAGAAUUCCCUUAUUUAAGUGUGACACUGUUUUCCACAGACACAUUGAUCUGAUUACUAAAUAGUAGCUUGGGUCCAAACAUUUUCCUUUUUUAGAAAUGUUGCUACAAUGAUUCCAAAAUACUGGACAAUUUUAGUAGCCACCUUGUCUACACAAUGACUAACAUGUAAAAUUGCGCUGCAGCUGGUAAACACCUUGGGGUAUUUAUCUGGAUUAGGAAUUCCUCAUUGAUUUUCAGAUAUCUGUGUUUGAUCUAAACAUUCAAGGUAGUUAAUUCUGAAUCUGAAGUGAUCAUUUCCAAAUGUCUAAUCGCCUCCAAUGUUUCGGGUUUGCAGAAAACUGCUGUUUUUUUUGUGCUUGUAAUAAUUACUUGUUCUCUCUUCUGGAAAAUUAGCUACUUGGAAAGUAGUUGAAAAUGGACACGGAUACACAGAAGUCAUUUAAUGAGUUGUCAUGUGUAAGUAAUUUUCUGUUAUCUUUACGUUUUUACUUCAGGGUGGUAAUCAUGAGAUUUUAAACUAUUAUACCUGUCAAACCAUGACAGCACACUAAAUAUGUUUGUGUUUGUUUGUUAUCCAGACUUGUGUGCAUUCCCCAAGGACAUAGAGCCCAGGAACAGACCCUUGAGCACAACUUGUCCCUGUCAACCUAGAUCCCCAUCUACUGUAGUCCUGGUUCACCCAUAUGCCUGUAAAUAUUUACAAUGUAAACAAAUACAAGAUUUGACAGGUGAUUGUCAAUAAAAUCCUGAAAGUUUUAACUUU